CUCACAGUGUAGAGACAUUUCCAAUACCAAGCCGUUAGAAAUCAACAAUGAAAAAAUUGAACAUCUUAACACUCCUUACGAUUACCCGCCAUAUUCCAUGGGGUUUGCCAUGGUACACAUUAGGCAUAACAGCACAUUGCAGCGCCAUACUCAGCUACCGCUUGAGUGGACUAUUCAAUUGGGCCUUUGUGUUCCACACUCGUGCACUGACAAUGAUAUAUUAGCUUUAGCUGAGAAAUAUUUUAACGGCGACUAUUUUGAAGAAAAAUAUAUUUAUAACAUAAGUAUGCAAGUUGUAGAAGUAAAGAAAUUGAUUGAUAAUAACUUAUGGUUACUUGAAUUACCGAAAACUAUUGCUUUCAGCGUGAUAUUAGCCACAAUAUUUUUUCUCGCAAUUGGAGGUACGAUAUACGACGUUAAACGAUAUAAUUUAAAUAAACGUAUUCUAACUGGCUACAAUGUAGCCUGUAAUGGAAAAUCUACAAGUCUUACAACAGUUGAACUAGUUCCAAAGAGCUCAAUGGACGAACUACCUCGGCAGAGUAGCCUCGGCGAAAUAUUGCAAUGCUUUUCAAUUUACUCCAAUAUAAAGAACCUGGUGAAGACCAAAUUAUCAACCGAUACUGUGGGGUGUAUUCAUGGUCUCAGGUUCCUGAGCAUGCUCUGGGUUGUAGCAGUGCAUUCUCUAUUUUACCAAGCUGACUAUAUAAAAAAUGUACCCUUUGUUUAUCGUUUAUCGGAGGACUUUAUGGCUCAGAUUUUGAGCAAUUCCAGUUACUGCGUUGAUUCCUACUUGUUUUUGAGUGGAUUUUUAGUUGCCUACUUGUAUUUCAAAUCAAAGAAUCCUUACGAACAGCCUAAUAAACCAAUAAGUUAUUUAGUGAAAAUCAGGGAGUAUAUCAUGAUGUGGAUCAAUAGAUAUUGUAGAUUGACCCCACCAUACAUGAUGAUUCUGAUAUUUACAAACAUAGUGUAUACAUUUUAUCGGGAAACUUCUUCAUUGACGUCUUCAGAGAGAGCGGACAUCGCGUGUGAUAAGUACUGGUGGAGGAAUCUGUUGUACAUCAACAAUCUCUAUCCAAGAAAAGAGAUGUGCAUGAGUUGGUCUUGGUAUCUGUCCCUAGACACACAAUUGUUUACAGUCACGACGCUCCUAUUAAUUCUGUCUACAGUGGUUUUUAAGUUAUCUGCAGCUGCUGUAGUAUCCCUUAUACUAACUACCAUAAUAGCAACAGCGUGGAAAUGCUACUCAAUUGGGUACAUUCCAACAAUGGAUGAACAGCUAGUCCAGAUGGAUGCCAUAUAUGAUCUCCCUUGGAACAGGAUGGGGCCAUAUUUAAUUGGUGUCGUAACAGCGUACAUCCUAAAAGUGAAGUUGGACAAUAAACUGACUUUAACAAAGAAAAUGCGGAUAUCUCUGUGGACCAUCUUCUCUGCAUUAAAUAUAUGGAUAUUAUUCACUUUAUAUACUCGACAGUUGUCUGUAGAAUUUUCAGCAAUGUACAUGGGAGUAUCCAGAACUCUUUGGGGAGUAGGAUUGGCCUGGAUUCUAAUUGCUUGCUGUACUGGAAAUGCCAGAGCUUUGGACAAACUGUUAUCGUUCAGAGGAUUCAUUCCACUGAGCAGGAUAACAUAUUGCGCCUAUCUGCUGAAUCCUGUUAUGGCGAAUAUGAUCUACCAGUCGGCAGAAUCUGCAUUUGAGGCAUCCUUAGCAGAACUAACAUUUACGAUACUUGGCAUCACAUUAAUCUCUUUCUACGCGGCAUUCCUAUCUUUUGUCAUGCUGGAAUCACCAUUUAUACUUUUAACGAAAAUAGUUCUCAGGAAAAUGUCAACCAGGAAACCCCAGCCAGAACCAAAACCACAGACAGAUGAUAAUGAUAAGGCUAUUUAGUUAAUUAGUUAUUUAUUAUGCUUGUGUAAAUAAUUAUUUAUUGUCUUUUUAUGCAUAAUGUUUUAUACCUUUGGGGGCAUUUUAGAAAUUGAUCCUCAUGGCUAUUA
Anoplophora glabripennis (Asian longhorned beetle) is the source of this 2001-nucleotide messenger RNA. Its product is annotated as nose resistant to fluoxetine protein 6-like. NCBI's taxonomy places the organism in Eukaryota, Metazoa, Arthropoda, Insecta, Coleoptera, Cerambycidae. Bases 98 to 1894 code for a protein of 598 amino acids. The record is from RefSeq and is a predicted model, not a curated record. Gene Ontology annotation, molecular function: acyltransferase activity, transferring groups other than amino-acyl groups. The transcript has 11 exons.